AUGCCUGCCCCAAUCGAAAUCACCGAUCCUCUUGUCGUCGUCCGCGACCUCGCCGACGACGAGAGCCUAGUCGUGACAGAGUUCGAGGAACACGCCAACCGCUGCCGCCACUGCUCCAACGCAGUUGAGACCCUCAAAGACGGCCGUUCCCUCUGCGACCAAGGCAACGCUCGCGCCCGCACUCUGACCCAGUAUAUCUACAGUCGAAACGGCAAGUACUAUUCAGUAGUCGACGCCGAGGCCGGCAAGCCCACACGGGUCAAGCUCGCCCGUGACUCCUAUGCUGUGCGCAACCUCUUCACAGCCCUCGAGCAAGGCCUCCGUCUCCGUUCCAAGCCCGUUGUCAUGCAAGCACCAGUCCAAGCACCCUCCACAGGCCGCAGCUACGACCGCACCUAUCCGAUCCCCGCUCGCAGGGUCAGCGGUGAGCAAGUCCGUCCUCGCUCCAUGUCCCCAGAGACCUUCCAGAUCAUCGAGCGCACUCCUCGCAGCUCGCGCUCGCCAACUUCGAUCAUGUACCGCUCCCCCGGUGGCUCUCCCAGCCGGCCCUCUUCCAGCCGUGGCUCUUUGUACAACACAGACCGCCAGGAGCGAGUUGAGCGCCAGUAUGAGGCUCCCCGUCGGUAUGUCGAGGGUGGCAGCAAGUACCACCGUUGA
Messenger RNA from Penicillium canescens, 657 nucleotides. RefSeq lists its product as uncharacterized. The transcript has a single exon. The coding region runs from base 1 to 657 and encodes 218 amino acids. The record is from RefSeq and is a predicted model, not a curated record. NCBI's taxonomy places the organism in Eukaryota, Fungi, Ascomycota, Eurotiomycetes, Eurotiales, Aspergillaceae.